Molecule: messenger RNA, 1618 nt
Organism: Juglans microcarpa x Juglans regia
Lineage: Eukaryota; Viridiplantae; Streptophyta; Magnoliopsida; Fagales; Juglandaceae
Product: protease Do-like 8, chloroplastic
Exons: 13
Coding region: 134-1504 (456 amino acids)
Biological process (GO): proteolysis
Molecular function (GO): serine-type endopeptidase activity; protein binding
Source: RefSeq, a predicted model, not a curated record
AGAACACGAGAAGCUCUUCAUGUCUCCAAUCAACUCUUAUCUAUAUCAGUGAUAAACUGCACACUGCACGGCCAAGCGGUACUUAAUAAUCGAUUAUUUUGACGUUUUGUUCUAAAAUUAUCAUAAUUCGGAGAUGCAAGUGCUCGCAUGCAAUUCUGGGCAUCUCCAAUCUCAUGCAAUCAGUGUUUUAAGUCGCCUCAUAGGUCGGCGCGAGCUCUGCUUCGACGUGUGCUCUCACUCACAGCCUCACCACAAUGAUUCUCACAAAAACACCAUUCUUUCACAACCCAAUACCAUUCAAAGGUGUCACUCAAAGAAUUUGGACAGAGUAAUGUGCAACAAUGUUCUGGUCACAACUCGGCGGAUUUUAGUUGCAAGUUUGUUCAUGUACUCGUGUUAUCAUCCUUCAAGGUACUCAUCAGCUCUAGCUUUGGGGGAUCCAUCUGUGACAGUUGAAGAAGUAACUCCUCCUGUUUAUCCUUCUGGCUCACUCUACCCUGUUGAGGAAAGAAUUGUCCAACUCUUUGAGAAGAACACAUACUCUGUUGUGAACAUUUUUGAUGUGACAUUGCGUCCUCAACUUAAUGUAACUGGUGUGGUUGAGAUUCCCGAAGGAAACGGUUCUGGUGUAGUUUGGGAUGGACAAGGGCACAUUGUAACAAAUUAUCAUGUAAUUGGUAAUUCCCUCUCUAAAAAUCCAAGCCCAGGACAGGUUGUUGCACGAGUUAAUCUUCUAGCAUCAGAAGGGGUACUAAAGAGUUUUGAGGGUAAAUUGAUUGGUGCUGAUCGUGCAAAGGAUCUUGCCGUCUUAAAGGUAGAAGCCUCUGAAGAUCUGUUGAGGCCAAUUAAGGUGGGGCAAUCAUCUUCUCUAAAAGUUGGGCAGCAGUGUUUAGCAAUUGGGAAUCCAUUUGGUUUUGAUCAUACCCUUACUGUUGGAGUCAUCAGUGGACUGAAUCGAGACAUUUUCAGUCAAGUUGGAGUCACAAUUGGUGGAGGAGUUCAAACAGAUGCUGCCAUUAAUCCUGGGAACAGUGGUGGUCCUCUUCUAGAUUCCAAAGGAAAUUUGAUUGGUGUUAAUACCGCAAUAUUUACUCAGACAGGUACAUCAGCAGGUGUUGGUUUUGCCAUCCCUUCCUCAACUGUAAGCAAGAUUGUACCUCAGUUAAUCCAAUUUGGAAAAGUUGUUCGAGCUGGUUUAAAUUUGGAUAUUGCUCCAGACCUGGUUGCCAAUCAACUUAAUGUUCGGAAUGGAGCACUUGUCUUACUGGUUCCUGGAAAUAGUCUUGCAGCAAAGGCUGGGCUACUACCAACCACAAGGGGUUUUGCUGGUAACAUAGUACUCGGGGAUAUCAUUGUUGCAGUUGACAACAAAUCUGUUAAAAGCAAAGCAGAGCUGUACAAAGUGUGGGAUGACUAUAAUGUGGGUGAUAAAGUAGUCUUGAAGAUUCUGAGGGGCAGUGAAAAUGUGGAGAUACCUAUUGUAUUAGAGGAAAAGAAUUCGUGACUAGGUAAGUCGAUAAUCAUAUUGAUCCUUACAAGUACUAUUUUUUCAACUUGUUCUGUAUAAAGAGAAAAGAAUCAUGCUGUAAUUUUAAUGUCAAGUAAGCAAGUGUUGUAC